AUGAGCUUUCGCCCUUAUGGUAGCGAAGAAGUGAGAGUGAUAAGUGACACAUCAAGAUUUAGGUAUGAAUUGGGAAAACGUAAAGCGACCUCACGUAACGUUUCACCUAACUCACAGGAUGACCAUUCUAGUCAAAUAACUUUUGGCUCAAUUUUACCUACAGAAUCAAGAAAUAGAAAUGUCUCUUCCCGAUAUAGAGACCAAGACGCUGCUUUUGAUGGGAGAGGAAUAAAAGACAAACAAUUACCACCAAAGCCAAUAGAUUUUGAAGAUAUCUAUAGUUAUUAUAAAGGGUCGAGGACAAUAACAAGCAAGAUAAGUGAAGGGAGUAUUGAUGAACCAUUCCCAGAAUCGAUUUCAGAUCGACGAGAGAAUGUAGUAGAUUUGCCAUAUAAUAAUUCCCACCCUUUAAAUAUCCCCAGAAUCUCUGCCGACAUGGUUUCUACCACUCUUCAGAAAAAUGAUGCAAUAGAAAAAAAUGACUUGCCCAGUCUAAAGCAGCCAAAGGAUUACUAUAUGGAAUACACCCUGCAGCUAGCUAAUUCUGACACACUGAGUGUAUCUACAAGGAAGAAACAGCUCGAGCAAGAUUUGAUAAGACAGGUUAUGAACAAGCCCUUGUUUAAGAUACAAACUAAGAAUUUUGUUUGGGCAGAUAAACUAGAUGAGAAAGAGAUUGUAAUAUCUUAUCAUAUUAUAUUGUAUCUAAUUGAGGUUAUAUUCGAGGUUAUUGUGAUAUCAUUAUCAAGUGCUUUAUUAAAAAAAGACGGCUCUGUUUCGAAAGCAAUGUAUAGAUACUUCGUUGCCUCAGGAACGGUCUCUUUAAUAGUAUCUUUUUUAUUUAUUUCGACAAUAAUUAAUUUCGAAAAACGAAAUGGCAGCUUUUACUGUUUGGCAGCCGCUUUACUUAUGACAACUGCUUUUAUAUUGGUUACUGCAGUAUUACUCCCAAUGAAGUGCUCAAAUGGGACGAUUUGUUCAAUGCGGAAAGCGGUUGGGGCUUUCAUUAUUCUAUCAACGUUUUUAUGGGUUGGAAACCUAGUUAUAUUCCUUACCACUUUGUACAUAUCCAGGUUAAAUUUGCUACAUGAUAUUAACUUUGAUUAUAGUGAUGAGGGCCUCGACAAAGAGUAUAAUCACUUAGCUGCUGGUUCUGGAAACCUUCAAGACAAUGAUCUUAAAAGAUACUUUUUGAACGAACAUGGAGAGAUGUAUGAAAUAAAUGAUUCUAUGGAUUUGAAGAACAGAAACAAAAUCAUUGUCUACACUUCUUAA
This is a messenger RNA of Priceomyces carsonii, 1275 nucleotides long. RefSeq lists its product as uncharacterized. Lineage: Eukaryota; Fungi; Ascomycota; Pichiomycetes; Serinales; Debaryomycetaceae. The transcript has a single exon. The record is from RefSeq and is a predicted model, not a curated record. Bases 1 to 1275 code for a protein of 424 amino acids.